AUGUGCCUCUGCCCGGAGUCCAGCCCGAUGUGCCUCUGCCCGGAGUCCAGCCCGAUGUGCCUCUGCCCGGAGUCCAGCCCGAUGUGCCUCUGCCCGGAGUCCAGCCCGAUGUGCCUCUGCCCGGAGUCCAGCCCGAUGUGCCUCUGCCCGGAGUCCAGCCCGAUGUGCCUCUGCCCGGAGUCCAGCCCGAUGUGCCUCUGCCCGGAGUCCAGCCCGAUGUGCCUCUGCCCGGAGUCCAGCCCGAUGUGCCUCUGCCCGAUGUGCCGCUGCCCGGAGUCCUGCCCAGUGUGCCGCUGCCCGGAGUCCUGCCCGGUGUGCCGCUGCCCGGAGUCCCGCCCGAUGUGCCAGUCUUUG
Staurois parvus is the source of this 354-nucleotide messenger RNA. The record is from the annotation of a GenBank genome assembly. NCBI's taxonomy places the organism in Eukaryota, Metazoa, Chordata, Amphibia, Anura, Ranidae.